CAUAGAAGAAAAAGAAGAAUAACCAGAAGCAGAAGAAGAAUAACCAGAAGCAGCAGCAGCCCCCAUCAAGCAGCAACAUCCGAGAAAGCCACCAAAAGAUGCUCGUCUGUCAGUAUUUGGUGACUGAAACUGAAUCCUAAAGGCACAGCGGAAUCUGGUGGCAGCAGCAGCAGGCAUCUAGCUUAGAUGAAGGAUGAAGAGCCCAGUGCACAGAUGCAGGGAUGUGGAGCACGGGCGUGGGCAAGGCAGGGCUGAGACCAACUGCCUUCAGGCCGAGCAGCGCAUCCCCAUCUCCAAAGAUGUCAUCACUUCCUCCUCUGCCUCAGCUAUGUGGUUUAUCAGGGACAUCUGUGGCAUUGUGUGCGCCGUCAUCACCUGGCUGCUGUUGUUGUAUGCAGAGUUUGUUGUGCUGUUUGUGAUGUUGCUGCCCUCCAAGAAUCUGAUGUACAGCAUUGUAAACGGGACCCUGUUCAACAUUCUGGCCUUCCUUGCCCUUGCCUCACACCUCAGGGCUAUGUGCACUGACCCUGGGGCGGUGCCAAAAGGGAAUGCUACUAAGGAAUACAUAGAAAGUCUUCAGCUGAAACCAGGGCAGGUGGUUUACAAAUGUCCCAAGUGCUGCAGCAUCAAGCCAGACCGAGCACACCAUUGCAGUGUUUGCAAACGCUGCAUACGCAAGAUGGACCACCACUGCCCCUGGGUCAAUAACUGUGUUGGGGAGAACAACCAAAAGUAUUUUGUGCUUUUCACAAUGUACAUUGCACUCGUCUCCUUCCACGCUCUCCUCAUGGUGGUCUUCCAUUUCCUCUACUGCUUUGAAGAUGAUUGGACAAAGUGCAGUUCCUUCUCUCCUCCAGCAACAGUCAUCCUCCUCAUACUCCUGUGCUUUGAGGGUCUCCUCUUCCUCAUCUUUACCUCUGUGAUGUUUGGCACCCAAGUCCACUCCAUCUGUACAGAUGAAACCGGCAUAGAGCAGUUGAAAAAGGAAGAGAGAAGAUGGGCUAAAAAAACUAAGUGGAUGAACAUGAGGGCGGUAUUUGGACACCCUUUCUCCUUAUUGUGGUUUAGUCCCUUCUCCACCCCUGACCAUGGGAAGGCUGAGACCUACCAGUAUGUGGUGUGAGAGCGCAGCGCAUUGAACGAGGCGGCCAGGUCAAAGCCAAAGUGUGAAAGCCUUCCCAGCCCCAUAGAGCUGACAUAUGGCAUUCUGUUGCGCCCAAUGAUUUACAUUUUACCUUCCACACUCGCCAUGGACAGCUUUUGAUCUGCUUUUUGUUCUGCCGUCUGUGCGCUUUGUCAUUUUUUGUUGCCUUAAGUAAGUUGGGUUGCAGAGAAAAAGAAAGCACUAUCAGUUUGUGAAUCCUGUUUUUAAACACUGUGAUAAAUCUGUUUUUUUCUGACCGUUUUCUAUUUCUGUUGUUUGUUGCUGUUGUAUCAGAAGCCUUCUCUUUUCUUGCACUGUUUACGCUUGCUUUCCCCUAAAUUGUUAUUUCAGUAAAAUUCCAAAAAAAAACAUUCACUUAUCCCUGGCCAUGCUGAUAGUUUGGGGUGUUUAGCACAAUACAAUGGAAGAGAAUGGAAUUUAAUAUAUGGCUGACAUUAACAUUUUUUUAUUAUUAAUAAAUCUGCUAAAUAUUUUAUUUUAUUAAUAUAUAAAAUGUCAGAGAAUAUUAAAAAUAGUUGAUGUGUUGCUUGUUUUGUUCAACCAAAAAAAGUUUAACAUUCGAAAAAUAAGAUAUUUGAUUUACUGCCAUAAAAACAACACAAACUAAUUUCACAUUUGAAGAGCUGCUUUGUCUUUUUUAGUUAAGGAAUUAUUAAACAAUUACCAAAUAUAUUUUAGAAUAUUUUCUUUGUGUUUAAUAGACAAAUUGUUUAAACUAUAAUUAAAUUUUUGGUCAAAGCACUGAAAAAUGUAUUUGGGGAAACUCUGCAAUAUUCUUUUGCACAAUUGAUAUUUUGGUUACUAAGAGUGAUUUACAGACCUUGCUUCCAACAGUUUUCACAUGGACUGUUCUUUGGUAGAUAGUAAAUUAUUUAUUUUAAGUGAAAUAUGUGUAGUAACAAGGUAUUUGUUUCUGGAUGUAAAAUGUGCUCUUGAGUUUUUCCAGACAAUAUUUUUCAAAGCGUGGAACCACCACAAACACAAUCCCAUUCAUGGCCAUUGUACAAGGGUGAGAGCAGAAAAUUCUAAUCCAGGAUAAAUAAUUAAAUCAAAACUAUGUGCAUACUACUAGUGGUCAGUGGAAAAAUAUGUUUGUAAUUUGGAUGAAUUUACCCUUUAAAUCAUCCUCUUGACGGACAGUAAUCAUUAGUGUGUUCCACAUAUGGACAAAAACAAACCUUUCAAAUAGGUUCCCAUAAGAAUGGAUUGAAUGAAUGGUUAGGUUACAGUAGGUUAAGAGUUAACAGUCUCCUCAAUCACAUUCCUUGUGGGAGCCAUUCUGAAAACAUCCAUUCUUAGGCUGACCUUUUUAAAUGGUGCCAAAUAAAGCACUGUAAAGGAACAGUUUGCUAUAAUUUUUGUGGAUGUUUGUGAAAAUAUUUUAGAUACAACCAGUUGGGCAGAAAAGUUAUUGUUAUGCUAGAAGUAAAGUUUCACUCAUUCUUACAAUUAGAGAUGCACCAAUCCCAUGUUUUUUCCCACGUUAACUCGGGGCAUCUGCCAAUAUUGAUUCCCAAUGUAAUUCCAGUGGUCUGUUCUUCCCUUUCCUUGGGAUCAUUUUUGUGGUGUGUCCCUAUUUGCUAAAUGCAAGUAAUACCCAGUAUUUAUUGUAAUACAGCAAUAACCACCCGCACCCCUUGUGAAAAUGUAAAUGGUGGUGUUCAAAUUGUCCACAGCUUACCUGUGAGACAAAUAGACAAGAUACUGUCUACCUUACAAGAAAACGUGUUUAACGUUCCUUUCAAGUGUUGUAUUUGAGCUUCACAUGACUGAGUGAAGGAUACCUUUGAGAAAACUACAU
Molecule: messenger RNA, 2966 nt
Organism: Etheostoma spectabile (orangethroat darter)
Lineage: Eukaryota; Metazoa; Chordata; Actinopteri; Perciformes; Percidae
Product: palmitoyltransferase ZDHHC3
Exons: 7
Coding region: 194-1123 (309 amino acids)
Molecular function (GO): palmitoyltransferase activity
Source: RefSeq, a predicted model, not a curated record